Moneuplotes crassus is the source of this 1205-nucleotide messenger RNA. NCBI's taxonomy places the organism in Eukaryota, Ciliophora, Spirotrichea, Euplotida, Euplotidae. The record is from the annotation of a GenBank genome assembly.
AUGGAGGAAGAAGCUUCAGAACCUAAUUUUGAACACCAUAGUCCUUACGAGCUCAGUGAAUUGAUCACAAAUUACUUCACAGUGCGGUCUGAACUACUCCGACCAUCAAGGACAAGGAGUCUGAAGAAGCCAUCCAGGAUGAAGUUCUAUUAUCUCUCAUAUGAUGAGUUAUCACAGAUCAUGAAAUACCUAGAUUUAAGGGCUUUAUUAACCUGAAGGCUAGUAGAUAGGAAGUGCAAUAUUUCUGCAUCUUAUGCUCUUAGGGACAACUAUCACGAAUUCAAAAAUGAUACUGAAAGCUCAGGCCAAAAUUUAAUACUAAGAAUCCCUCCCAGCAAGACAAAUUUCUUAAGGAGGUUACCUAACCCAAACAAGUUUUUCAAAGCAGAUGGUGAAUUUUUACCUAAGAAAACUUCGAUUCACAAGCUCCAGUUGUGAAACCUUCUUCAUUGCUUAGCUAAAGGGCCUAUAGACGAGUUCGAACUUAACACAAAAAUUUUAUAAGAAGAUUUAUGGAAAACAAGAAAUUACAGGGCAGAAGUGGAAUAACCUUGUCCCUAAAUAUUCCUCACAAGAGAAUACAGCAAUUCUUCCAUAAUCUGAAGCAAUGGGAUAUCUACUGGUUCAAGGACAUUAAUCUUGAGGAAGAUGUUUACGAAGAAGACAACUUAGUAGCUCCCUUAGUCAACUGUAACCUCUCAAGAGCUCUUUUUACAAUGCUUUGCUUCUUCAUACUAGACUCUGGUGAUAUCUACAAAGUAGGUAAGCACUCUAUUGGAAUAAACUGCAAAAAGGGACAUGAGUCUGUAAAUACUCAGAUGUACAAAUAUCUAGAAAAGUAUUAUAUCCGGCAAUAUCUCUACUCAGAAGUCAUCAUCAAUAUUCUAGAGCAAAGGAACUUCUUCAAUAAGCAAGAUAGAACCAAAGGUAGGGAGAGAUACGCCAUCAAGCUGAGCUUUGACAAAAAGUUUCAUAACAUCUCAUGGAGCAACAUCCUUGCUAUUACUUUUUCCUUCAUGAACUUAAAAGAUACCCUAAAGUACAGGAAGAUUUCAAAGGUUUUCAAUAAAGCUGUUCAGAACAACUGAAAAGUUCUGGUCAAUACCUCCAGAGACGAAGAACUUAGACUUGAUGUGAAGAGGGUUCCUAAGGCUUUUAGGGAAUUCUACAAAAAUAGCAUUUAAUAUCUUAAAAUCAGCCUAAUA